UGCGCCGCCCUCUGCAGCCUCCCUCCGCCCCGGGCUGGACGCGACGCGCGUGGUCCCCGCGGCCUGGCGCGCGCACGGGGGUCCGUGCGCCUGCAAGCGGCGCGUCGCCUAGCCACGCCGGAGCAGCGGGUGCAGCAGGAGCUGCGGAUCCAGGAGAGCAGCGGGAGCAGCGGGCGCGGGCGCACGGCCCGGGAGCAUGCCCGCGCAGCCCCGCUGAAUGGCGCCUCCCGUGCGCCCGGGGAUGCCGCCCGUGCUGCUGUUGCUGCUGCUGCUGCCGCUCGGCUCCCUUCCAGGAGUGUGGAGCUUUAGCGAACUGUUUUUCAUGAAAGAACCGCAGGAUGUAACUGUCACAAGGAAAGACUCCGUCUCUUUAGAUUGCCAGGCUCACGGAGAAGGUCCCAUUAAGGUCACAUGGAUGAAAAAUGGAGCGAAAUUGUCUGAAAACAAACGGAUCCAGGUUCUGUCUAACGGCUCUCUGUACAUCAGCGAGGUGGAAGGCAGGCGAGGAGAGCAGUCCGAUGAAGGAUUUUAUCAGUGCUUGGCAGUGAACAAGUACGGGGCCAUCCUCAGUCAGAAAGCUCAUCUGACAUUGUCAACUAUUUCCGCGUUUGAAGUCCAUCCAGUUUCUACUGAAGUCCACGAAGGGGGAGUGGCUAGAUUUUCUUGCAAGAUUUCAUCAAACCCCCCUGCAGUCAUAACAUGGGAGUUUAACAGGACAGCUAUGCCUAUCAACAUGGACAGGGUGACGGCCCUGCCCUCAGGAGUGCUUCAGAUCUAUGAUGUUGGCCCGGAGGAUGCUGGGAAUUACCGCUGUGUUGCGUCGACUACAGCUCAUAAGCGGAAGAGCAUGGAGGCCUCCCUGACCGUCAUUCCAGCUAAUGAGUCGAGGCCCUUCUACCUGCCGACCAUCAUAGCCGGUCCACAGAAUGUAACUGUGUCGCUGCAUCAGACAGCUGUGCUAGAGUGCAUGGCCACAGGCUGUCCCAAACCCAUCAUUUCCUGGAGCCGGCUUGAUCACAAGUCCAUUGAUGUCUUCAAUACUCGGGUACUUGGAAAUGGCAACCUCAUAAUAUCAGAUGUCAAGCUGCAGCAUACUGGAGUGUAUGUUUGUCGGGCCACAACCCCUGGCACUCGCAACUUCACAGUUGCUAUGGCAACUUUAACUGUAUUAGCUCCUCCUUCAUUCGUUGAAUGGCCUGAAAGUUUAACAAGACCACGAGCUGGCACUGCACGGUUUGUGUGUCAGGCAGAGGGAACUCCCUCACCCAAAAUGUCUUGGUUGAAAAAUGGGAGGAGGAUACAUUCAAACGGCAGGAUUAAAAUGUACAACAGCAAAUUGGUGAUUAACCAGAUUAUCCCUGAAGAUGAUGCUUUUUAUCAGUGCAUGGCCGAAAACAGCCAAGGGUCUGCUCUGUCUCGAGCCAGACUGACCGUGGUCAUGUCGGAGGAUAGGCCCAGCGCUCCAUACAAUGUUCAUGCUGAAACCAUGUCGAGCUCCGCCAUCCUCCUAGCUUGGGAGAGGCCGCUGUACAACUCUGACAAGGUCAUCGCCUACUCCGUGCACUACAUGAAAGCGGAAGGUUUAAAUAAUGAGGAGUAUCAGGUGGUCCUUGGAAAUGACACAACUCAUUACAUCAUCGAUGACCUAGAACCUGCCAGCAGCUACACUUUCUACAUCGUGGCGUACAUGCCAAUGGGAGCUAGCCAGAUGUCGGACCAUGUGACACAGAACACUCUAGAAGAUGUGCCCCUAAGACCUCCUGAAAUUAGCUUGACGAGCCGAAGUCCCACCGACAUUCUUGUCUCCUGGCUGCCAAUCCCGGCCAAGUACCGGCGGGGCCAAGUGGUACUGUACCGACUGUCCUUCCGUCUGAGCACUGAGAAUUCCAUCCAAGUUGUGGAACUCCCGGGGACUGUGCACGAGCACCUCCUGGAAGGCCUGAGGCCCGACAGUGUCUAUCUGGUCCGGAUUACAGCUGCCACCCGCAUGGGGCUGGGAGAGUCAUCAGUGUGGACCUCACACAGGACACCCAAAGCCACGAGCGUGAAAGCCCCUAAGUCCCCUGAGCUUCAUUUGGAACCCCUGAACUGUACAACCAUCUCCGUGAGGUGGCUGCAGGACACCGAGGACCCAGCCACCAUUCAGGGCUACAAGCUGUUUUACAAAGAGGAAGGGCAGCAGGAGAAUGGACCUAUUUUCCUGGACACCGGUGACCUGCUGUAUACCCUCAGUGGCUUGGAUCCCAGAAGAAAAUACCACGUGAGGCUGCUGGCUUACAACAACAUGGAAGAUGGCUACCAGGCUGACCAAACUGUCAGCACUCCCGGAUGCGUGUCUGUUCGCGAUCGCAUGGUCCCUCCGCCGCCGCCACCCCACCAUCUCUAUGCGAAGGCUAACACCUCCUCUUCCAUCUUCCUGCACUGGAGGAGGCCUGCAUUCGCCACGGCCCAAGUCAUUAACUACACCAUCCGCUGUAACCCUGUCGGCCUGCAGAACGCCUCUCUGGUUCUCUACCUGCAAACAUCAGAAACCCACAUGUUGGUUCAAGGACUGGAACCAAACACCAAGUAUGAAUUUGCUGUCCGGCUGCAUGUGGACCAGCUCUCCAGUCCCUGGAGCCCUGUGGUCUACCACUCCACCCUGCCAGAAGCACCCACAGGCCCCCCAGUGGGCGUAAAGGUCACACUGAUAGAGGAUGACACUGCCCUUGUUUCCUGGAAACCCCCAGAUGGCCCAGAGACAGUCGUGACACGCUACACCAUCUUGUAUGCUUCCAGGAAGGCCUGGAUUGCGGGCGAGUGGCAGGUCCUGCACCGAGAAGGGGCAAUCACCAUGGCUCUACUGGAAAACCUGGUGGCAGGGAAUGUGUACAUUGUCAAGAUAUCUGCGUCCAACGAGGUGGGCGAAGGGCCCUUCUCAAAUUCCGUGGAGCUGGUUGUCCUCCCCAAGGACACCUCAGAAUCGAACCAGAGGCCGAAGCGAUUGGAUUCUUCUGAUGGCAAAGUUUCUUCAGGCUAUUACCAUCUGGACCAGAAGUCAAUGACGGGUAUCGCAGUAGGCGUUGGCAUAGCCUUGACCUGCAUCCUCAUCUGUGUCCUCAUCUUGAUAUACCGAAGCAAAGCCAGGAAAUCAUCUGCCUCCAAGACAGCACAGAAUGGAACCCAGCCGUUAUCCCGAGCUGGUGCCUCUGUCGCUGCGGGAAGUGAAAUGGGGAAGAACCUGGAGAGAGCUACAGAGAAUGAAGAGUCCUUGGUACCCAUGAUGCCGAGCAGCUUCAUAGAUGCGAAGGGAGGGACUGACCUGAUCAUCAAUAGCUAUGGUCCUAUCAUUAAAAACAACACUAAGAAAAAGUGGCUUUUCUUCCAAGACACUAAGAAGAUGAAAGCUGAACAGACACAACGACGGUUUACCACCCAGGCUGCUGUCUGCUUUUACCAGCCGGGCACCACCGUGUUGAUCAGCGAUGAAGACUCCCCCGGCUCCCCAGGCCAGACCACCAGCUUCCCAAGACCCUUUGGGGCUGCCCUCGACACUGAGCAUUCAGCGAACAGCGAAGGCAGCCACGAGACAGGGGAUUCUGGAAGGUUCUCCCACGAAUCCAAUGAUGAGAUACACCUGUCCUCGGUCAUCAGCAGCACGCCCCGUACCUCGAGUCCCCUGGCUGGUGGCGAUUCUGAUGGAACUGCCGCACUGGAGAAGCGAGGAGAGCCCGCGGAGCCGGCCGAGCAGCCCACCUCCUCCUCAGCCGCUCAGCCGCCGCCUGCAGGGCCAAGCUUUGCCGCCGACGGCUUUCCCAUCUGACAGCCGUGCUCAGGGAUUUACAACCAGCGUCUGUUCGAAGGACAAUGAACAGGGAGCCUACGCCUUUUGUGAAAAUCUUGAUGUCUUACUGGGUUUUUUUUUUAUCUUUUUAAAUUUUUUAAUUAUUUUUAAGCGCACGAAUUUUGAAUGUUUCAAUUGUCAACAAUGUGAAAAAGGGCAGUCAGGAUGCUUGACUGGGUUCUAAGAGAAAUCACUGGAGCGGAGGGAAGACUGCCCGAGCCCUCUGCUGAAUAGCUACCUCAGUUUGCUGUUGGCAGACUCUGAAGAAGCGAGCGUGCUGCCUACUUCCGGGCUGGUUUCUCUCGGCGGCACAGCCAGCGGGACUUCCUAGUGACGCCGCGUGUCCCUUGUGUGUGUGAUGUGUUUAACUGAGGAGUCCCGUGGGUAGAUGAGGACGAAUGUUGAUCUGAAGCUCUGAUUUUUUUUCCUUUUUUUUUUUUUAAGAACUGUGACAUUUUCAUGAUUUGGAUAAUGUUAAGAUCUCUGACUGUGAGGAGAAAAUAUGGGACUAUAUUUAUUUGAAUGGACGAAACCAGUAUGUCUCUUUGGAGAAGAGAACCAUUCCAUAGCAUGUAGAGGAGCGUAUCCUUGCAAGGCUGUGGGAUUGGAGCACCAGGGCAGGAGUCCUUUGCUCUAGCCUGCACCAGCCUGCCUUCUGCCUGCAAAAGCCACCUUGGCCCCAUAGUCAGUCAAGGGCCGCGCUUUCAGAACAUCUCCAGAGUUUCCCAGCUAGCUGCAAAACACAAUGUAGGAAAGUGGUGUUGUUUUUUUUUUAUUUUUUAAUGGUUCAGAUUUUCUCUUUUAAAAUCCCAGUUGGGCUUCAAAUGGGUCGAAGACGUGUCAUGAAGUAUUAAGAAUGAAGAUAAACAAAGCAGUAGAAAACAAGAUGAACUUGAGGUUUUCGUAAUAGCAGUGCCUUCCAAUAUAAUGAGAAUUUUUGCCUUAUACCUUUUUAAUAUUCAUGAAGAUGUUUAGGAAAAGGGUACCACAAAUUCGCCUUAACAAAGCUUGCAUCUCACUGAUAGCUCUGUUGCUAUCCGGCACCUUGUUGGCGUUGUUCUCUUCCUGAAGCGCAGGCUUGCCUUGGGGAUGUUGUGCCCCACCGCCCCGGUGGCUGAGCUUCCUGCCCUACUAACUCCAGGAGUGAGUUCAUCUUCUGCCUGGCUUGAAAUCAGCAAGUUCUUUACUCAGCCCCUUAUAGUUCUCAGUCAUGAGGCAACAACCUCGGUGCUGAGCCACAUUCGAGGGACAGAAAAAUGAGACGCAUGAAACAGAGGCACGUCCUUAGCCUUUUAAAAUCAUUGGGUUUUGCCCUCCCCCGGUUUUCUGGAAAUGGUAUUUUAAAAGAGGGGCCCCCUGUGGGGGUUUCCCUUGAACCCCUCCCUCCACAGAGGAAACAGGUCCUGCCAAAUGGUGUUCUAAAGUCACGGGAACUCUGCUGGAUAAUCAUCCCGGUGCCCUCUAUUCUCGAUGACCCUACCACACAGUUUUUCCAUUGUGAUUCUAGAAUGCCAGGCUUAGAACCUGACGCCCAGGCUGUGCCAGCCACCACUUCUGAGCACAGUUCUGUCCCUCCCGCUGUGGACUUUGUAGCAGAAUGCUGGCGGGGAGGUUAGAAAAAAGAAUAAGGAAAAGCAGAGUUUUAGGUGAACAACGGGAGGCAAGUAAGAGUGGCUUCCCCUGCCUUGGUGCUCCUGUUUAUACUACCUCUUUUUAAAGUUAUUCUAGUGUUAUUGUUCUUUCCUGUACUCAGGGAGUUGUGUUUUGUUUCGUUUUGUUGUUUUGUUUCUUUUGAGCUCAUGAUGCAUGGGCAGGUGCAUUGACAGGGUAUGGUGUCGUUUGGUUCGUUGUAGACGCCUGUGGGCCGACUUCUGUCAGAAUCUACAACGAAGAGGUACAACGGGAUCAGUUGUUUUCAGUCUUCAAAAGCAAACAGAAUGUAAAGGUGAAACUUCAGGCUUAGGGCCACACACAUCGGAACCGAGUCCCCGGCCUGGGUCAUCUGAGGGUCUGAGGGGACACUGUCGCAGAAGAAAGUGCUCUGUUUAUUAAUGAAUAGGCCCUUAGUUACAAUAGACCGUUAGCUUAUAACUAUUUGCUAGCUCAUUUUUUUAACCUCUUCAUUCUAUUCUUAUGUAGACUUUUCUGUCAUAAUUCUGUUACCAGAGAAUUUUCAGUAGAAAAUGAAAUUUCUAUUAUAAUUACCCUAAAUUUAAGUCACUAGAAACUGCUAUAAAUAGACUCAGUUACAAGAGAUUUCUAACCCCAAACUGUAGGAUUUAUAUUGAUAGUUACAGUUAAUUAGAGUAGUGACAUCUUACUGUCACCAGAGUGUUUAAGCUGUAAUUUCCUUGCCAGCAGAUGGUUAUAAAGUAUUUCAACUGUAGGGUUGUUUUUCCCCCCCUUCAAUAAGUAAAGAAAUCUUUAACUCUAUAGUAUUAAUGUAUUUUCAAAUUUUUGAAAUUACUUGUUGGAAAGGAAAAAAUCACUAAAAAAUAUGUAUUUUGAACUCAUGGAAUAAGGUAUUUAAUGUUCAACAGAGGCUUUUGGCUUGGUGAAAUCCAGCUUCUCUGAAGCCUGAAGUGCAAAACUCUAACUAACCUGUGAAUUACCACUUCUCCCUCGGGGCGACAUUGCUUCACCACAUUCCAACCCCAAAUAAGCUGAUAGGAAACUUGACUUGUUUCUUUUUCCAAAGGGAGAUUUGCUAGAAUUGCUGAUAACCUGCCUGUCAUUUUUAAUGUCAAAUGUUACAAAAUACUGCUCAUCAGUAUUUUCAUACCAAAGACCAUUAAAAUAUAUAAUUUAGUCUGUAAGUAAAGAUGAGCAGAUUUAAAAUAAAUUUAUUUAGAAGCAGAUAGGGAAUCUAGCUUUAGUGGCAAAAAGAAAAUACCAAAAGGCUAAGUUUACAUAGUUAAAGGCAAUACAGUUAUAUUGGUUAUUUAUCAGUGUUUUUUAUUCGAGUACUUUAUAUCAGCAAAUUAAAAAGAAAUUAAAAACCAAAGAUAUUUAAGGUUACCUCAGAAUAUAGGGAAAUUUAGCUGUACAUUGAACUGUUGUUUGUUGUUUUAUGUUAAUGAAAUGUCUCUCCAGAACCUCUCCUCUGUGCCCAGAGCGCGUCCUGAGGGUUUUCAGUGAAAUCUGCUGGUUCAGCCACAGGGAUGUUUUUGCCUAAUGGUUCGAUACUUCCGGAAGGCCCAUGAGUGUGGCAGGUCAGCAGAUACAACAUUGGGCUCCUCUGUUACUGGGUACUGUGGGAACCGUAAAUCCACCUGUAUACUUGCAUUCCUACGUAAAGUCACUCUCUGGCUAUUCAGACAGCUUGAGGAAGUCAAAUUCAACGAGCCACUGUUUGGAUGGGCAGAGCUUUGAGUCAAAAGGUGGUUCUUAAAUUGUAAAGUUUUCAUUGCAUCAGAGGAGCUGGGCUCUAAUCUCAAAUGGAAACCUGAGUGAAGAAUGGCUUUUUUUUAAGUACAGAAUCUAGAGAUUUCUAAAAGAUAGAUUUACCCAUUAAAUGGUUUCUUGAAAGGUAACUAGGGAAUUAGAUGCUGCUGACAUGUUACAGGCUUUCUUGCUGUUACCUCAAACACAAGCAACGCCAACAACUCGGCAGUGACUCGGGUGUGUAACAUGUCUCGCUUUCUAGAGGGCUUCUGCAAAAAAAUUAAAAUAAAUAAAUAAAUAAAAAGGCUCAUGGCUGACGACUCAGGCACUGUUAAAGUCCUUAGAAAGACACCAUUGAAAACAGUUUUCAUGUCAUCCAAAGCUGGCAUGGUAUCCCCCUCAACCAGUCAAAGGAAGGAUAGGCGGGUCGCUGAGUCCCCGCCUGCCUGCUCUACAUAGCAAAGCGAGGGGUGGGGAGUGGGGGUGUCACUACUCAUGGGUCACUGACAGUUAUAAUUCACGAUUUUAGGAGGUGUCACUACACAUGGGUCAGGGACAGUUAUAAUUCACGAUUUGCUUCUGGUCGUUGGCAUAUCAUCAGGUGACCAUUUUUGAAUACCAAAUGUGGGGGAAAAGUUUGAACUGUAUUGUAAAGAGCUGUUACUUUCCUGAGGCAGACUUUCUGCCUGAAAUUUUACUACGUGUGUCUCUGAUAAAAUUGCUUUGGUAGACGUCAAAAAUCACCUGUGCGCUCUGUGAGCACAGGGCAGUGGGUUCUGGAGACUACCCUGCUCAGCCAUUCAUCUAAUUGUGAAUCUUAUCGGUGUCUAGAAGGCAGCUGUAGGUUCUGUGCUGAGUUGUUUAUGCUCAGGAUAUAAGUUCACAGGCUAAUGCAAUGUGUGUGUUGCAGGCUUUCCUAGCAGGUGGAUACUAUAUUGAUUUUCUUGGAAUUUCCUCUAACAAACGAUCACUUAAUUUAGUGUCUGUAAACAGCAACACAGCUAUUUUAGAACUCUGUAGGUCAGAACUCUUUCUUUUUCUUUUUUUUUUUAAAGAUGUAUUUAUUAUGUAUACAAUGACGUAUUCCUGUGUGCCAGAAAAGGGCACCAGAUUUUAAUACGGAUGGUUGUGAGCCACCAUGUGG
Mesocricetus auratus (golden hamster) is the source of this 8351-nucleotide messenger RNA. RefSeq names its product protogenin (gene Prtg). The transcript is spliced from 20 exons. Lineage: Eukaryota; Metazoa; Chordata; Mammalia; Rodentia; Cricetidae. Gene Ontology annotation, cellular component: axon; plasma membrane. The coding region runs from base 218 to 3802 and encodes 1194 amino acids. Gene Ontology annotation, molecular function: protein binding. Gene Ontology annotation, biological process: axon guidance; cell-cell adhesion. The record is from RefSeq and is a predicted model, not a curated record.